Molecule: messenger RNA, 693 nt
Organism: Phaeodactylum tricornutum CCAP 1055/1
Lineage: Eukaryota; Bacillariophyta; Bacillariophyceae; Surirellales; Neidiaceae
Exons: 1
Coding region: 1-693 (230 amino acids)
Source: RefSeq, a predicted model, not a curated record
AUGAUGAUGAGUCCGGAUCAGCGACCACCCAAACCGUGUCUACUCUGGUUGGGCACGUCCGCCAACGAACAAGACUCUCCCGUCCCAUCCCGCAACGAUGGUACCUCCUCACCGACCCAACGGCCUCCCUUGCUGUUGCCCUUUCCCGCUUCCGCCCAACCCAACGUGUACACGGCGGACGACUUUUACCAAACCGUACAGGCACAUUACGAGUCGGAAGCACACUUUGUGGGUGGCAUGGGGGAAUCCGACCCGGGAGUGUACGUUCUCUCCACCGACGACGAUCUUUUGCGUCAACACGGACCACUCCUACGCGACGGCAUGGCUCGUGUACACGCCGCACGCCACGGUGUACCCUUUUAUCUCUGCACCACCGGGCUCGGCAACGACACGGAUUGGUCCGUGCCGUUGGAAGCCUUGGCCCAUAGCAACAAUAACCACAACACCACGAUACAAGUCAGUCUGUACGGAUCCAACCCGGCCGAAUACGCCCGGGCCGCCGGCAUUGCGGACGGUCGACGAGCCUUUGCACAAGUGUGUGCCUUUCUCGUGGCCUGUCAAGAAUUGCGGAUACCGACCGAAGUGGCCGUCGUGCCGGAGUACGCCAAAUCCGCCCGGGAGCUCGCACUCACACUCGGUGCGCAACAAGUACACGUCUACGAACCAGUCCCGUCCAUCCCGGAGCACUCCUAG